Fusarium musae is the source of this 681-nucleotide messenger RNA. It is a transcript of the gene ATP5, whose product is annotated as ATP synthase F0 subcomplex subunit OSCP atp5. Bases 1 to 681 code for a protein of 226 amino acids. The record is from RefSeq and is a predicted model, not a curated record. The transcript has 4 exons. Gene Ontology annotation, molecular function: proton-transporting ATP synthase activity, rotational mechanism. Gene Ontology annotation, cellular component: membrane. Gene Ontology annotation, biological process: proton motive force-driven mitochondrial ATP synthesis. NCBI's taxonomy places the organism in Eukaryota, Fungi, Ascomycota, Sordariomycetes, Hypocreales, Nectriaceae.
AUGUUCUCGCGACAGGUUCUCCGCGCCGCCCGAGUCGCCGCUCCUCAGCGAGCCCUCGCCCUCCGAGCCGCCCCCGUCCGAUCCUUCGCUGCCGCUGCCUCGACCGAAGUCAAGCCCCCGAUUUCCGUCUUCGGCGUUGAUGGCACAUAUGCUACUGCUCUGUACACUGCCGCCGUCAAGACCUCGAGCAUCGACGCCGCUGCCGAUGCCCUGAACAGACUCGGCGCUCUUAUCGAGAAGGACCCCAAGCUCGCCGCCGUCCUGUCCGCCCCUACCCUCACCGCGGCCGACAAGAAGGCCAUCGUCCAGGAGCUCGAGAAGCAGAUCAACACCAAGGACGAGACCGUCAAGAACUUCCUCGCCACCCUCGCCGAGAACAACCGACUUGGACUUAUCCCCGGUGUUGUUGAGAAGUUCUCCUCCAUCAUCUCUGCCGCCCGCGGUGAGGUUGAGCUCACUGUUACCAGCGCUCAGGCUCUCGACAAGCGAACCCUCAACCGAUUGGAGACUGCCGUCUCCAAGUCUGCCUACGUCAGCCAGGGCCAGAAGCUCAAGGUCACCAACGAGGUUAACCCCGAGAUUGUUGGUGGACUUGUCGUUGAGAUCGGUGACCGAACCAUCGACCUCAGCGUCUCUUCCCGCAUCGCCAAGAUGAACAAGCUCCUCACGGACUCUCUGUAA